Messenger RNA from Eremomyces bilateralis CBS 781.70, 1791 nucleotides. RefSeq names its product phosphoribosyl pyrophosphokinase. Gene Ontology annotation, cellular component: cytoplasm; ribose phosphate diphosphokinase complex. The coding region runs from base 127 to 1791 and encodes 554 amino acids. The transcript has 5 exons. Gene Ontology annotation, biological process: purine nucleotide biosynthetic process; ribonucleoside monophosphate biosynthetic process; 5-phosphoribose 1-diphosphate biosynthetic process. Lineage: Eukaryota; Fungi; Ascomycota; Dothideomycetes; Eremomycetales; Eremomycetaceae. The record is from RefSeq and is a predicted model, not a curated record. Gene Ontology annotation, molecular function: ribose phosphate diphosphokinase activity; magnesium ion binding.
CUGCUCUCUCCAUUAUCAUUCACCAACCACCAGCUCUCUCCCUCACACUCAUCUGAUGCAUCUUCAUGAUCUAAUUGUCUAUGCCCCACCAAUCCACCCUCUUUAAAUUCUUUGGUGAAAACCAGAAUGCGGCAGACUCAGAUAUUCUCUGGGUCGUCGCACCCGCGCCUGGUUGAGGAUAUCUGCGACUUGCUGGGCCAAAAACCCGGUGAUGCCACGCUAGGAAAAUUCAGCAAUGGCGAGACGAGCGUCCGGAUACAGACUUCGAUACGCAAUCAGGAUGUGUUCAUCGUGCAGAGCGGAAGUCAGAAGAUCAAUGACAGCGUAAUGGAAUUGCUGAUCAUGAUCUCCGCCUGCAAAGGCGGUUCCGCCCGCUCCAUCACCGCCGUUCUACCUUACUUCCCCUACAGCCGGCAAUCCAAGAAAAAAUCCCAUCGCGGCGCCAUCACCGCCCGUAUGCUCGCCAACCUCCUCCAUAUCGCCGGCGUCAACCACGUGAUGACAAUGGACCUACACGCCAGUCAGAUGCAGGGGUUUUUCAAGUGUCCCGUGGACAACCUGGUGGCCGAGCCAUUGAUUGCGAGGUGGAUAAAGCAGAAUGUGGCUGAGUGGAAUCAAGCGGUGGUGGUGAGCAAGAACCCAGGAGGGACGAAGCGAGUCACGAGCCUAGCAGAUGCACUAAAAUUGAGUUUCGGGAUCGUCACGACGGAUCGGAGGAGGUUUAAUACAAGUAUGUGGACGGAUCAGAGCAUGACCGGAAGCUUCAUGCUGGAGAGACUCGUCGAUGGGGAAGAUGGGCAAGAUGACGAGAAAGACGAGGAGCAGCCACGAUCCAAUCCGAUGUCACCCCCUGUUCUCCCGCUAUACGCACCCGAUCGAAAACCUGAAGGGGCCAUCAAUGCACGAAGACCCCCAGCCCGUAUGCCAGGCACUCCUAGCAGAAUGCAUGCGAACCGCGAUUCCGAUGUCCCCAGCUCCCCCCUCGCCAAAUCCACCCUCCCAUCCUCCUCCCACAGUUCUGCUUGUCCGUCACCGUUGAUGCGUAGCCAAACCGCGCCAGCGACCGGGACCAACUCCCCACCAUCUGACCACGAAGAAGAAUUCAUCGACGAGAGUAUCGUCACUAAUAUACCCAACCUUCAGCGGGCCCGCGACGUCAUCCACGGCCGCUUCAUCCACGGCCACAUCGUCGACGACGACGACCCCUCUCCGGCCUUCUCCGCCACCUCCCACAGCAACACCCCCUCCCGCCACCGCGCGCUCUCCGACCUCCGCGACGACGACCCCAUCCCCGACCACAUGAUCUCCUCCACCCUCUCCGUCGCCAGCAGUAUUUACCCGCGCGAGCGCGACCCGCACGGCCUCGGCGGCAGUGGCGACGCGGAGGCGUCCUCGGAAGAAGAAGAAGACGAGCUGCGCAACCCGGAGCUCGAGACGACGAUCACGCUCGUGGGGAACGUGCGCGAUCGCCCGGUGUUCAUCGUCGACGAUAUCAUGGACAAGGCAGCGAGCUGGGUGGCGGCGGCGGAAACGUGCGUGAAGCGCGGCGGGGCGACGCGGGUGUACUGCAUUGCAACGCACGGGAUCUUCGGGGACGAGAGCCUCGAGGAGAUCGAGGCGUGCGAGUGCAUCGAUAAGGUGGUGGUGACGAACACGUUCCCGAUCACAGAAGAGCGGGCGCGGCGAUGUAAGAAACUGGUGCAGUUGGAUGUGAGUCGGUUGUUGGCGGAGGCGAUCCGUCGGAACAAGCAUGGGGAGAGUAUGAGUCGGCUAUAUAUGCAUUACGAUUGA